Molecule: messenger RNA, 7558 nt
Organism: Sphaeramia orbicularis (orbiculate cardinalfish)
Lineage: Eukaryota; Metazoa; Chordata; Actinopteri; Kurtiformes; Apogonidae
Gene: cad
Product: carbamoyl-phosphate synthetase 2, aspartate transcarbamylase, and dihydroorotase
Exons: 44
Coding region: 299-6994 (2231 amino acids)
Biological process (GO): L-glutamine metabolic process; 'de novo' pyrimidine nucleobase biosynthetic process; L-arginine biosynthetic process
Cellular component (GO): carbamoyl-phosphate synthase complex; cytoplasm
Molecular function (GO): hydrolase activity, acting on carbon-nitrogen (but not peptide) bonds, in cyclic amides; aspartate carbamoyltransferase activity; ATP binding
Source: RefSeq, a predicted model, not a curated record
CCACGCUGCUGGCGGCGCGUGUGGAACACUUAGCUCCCUCGGUCCCGUCCGAUCAUCCGCUUAAAUUAUCCAAAAGACUUCCUUUUUGAUUCCCAGGCUUCUUCCCGGUCCCUCAUUCGUCAAGACACUGAAGGACAGACAUUUGGUCGGUUUCAGCCGCGGUUUGUGGACUCUCUUCUGCAUCUCUUGGUUCCUCGCGCGGCGUGCGCUUCACGUGGAAGCCGAGGCUCAUUCAUCAUCACUUCUGGGAUCUCACCCUUAGCAUUAGCUCACUAAAAAAUAAACAACAACAGCAAAGAUGGCAACCUUAAUCUUAGAGGACGGGACAACAUUUAAAGGCCGCCUUUUUGGAGCCAGUGUGUCGGUGUCAGGAGAAGUUGUGUUUCAGACGGGCAUGGUGGGCUACCCCGAGGCUCUUACCGACCCGUCCUACCGCUGCCAGCUGCUGACCCUCACUUACCCCCUGGUUGGUAACUAUGGUGUACCACCGGAUGAAGAAGGAGAGUUUGGACUAAGCAAGUGGUUUGAGUCGUCCAGGAUUCAUGCAGCAGCUUUGAUUAUUGGAGAGCUGUCGGAGAAUCCCAGUCACUGGAGUUCAACCAGGUCACUGGACCAGUGGCUCAAAGAGCAGGGUGUUCCUGGAGUGCAAGGGAUCGACACCCGCCGUCUGACCAAAAAGAUCAGGGAAAAGGGAACCAUGUUGGGGAAGCUGGUUGUCGAUGGAGCCGUUGCGGACAAUAUUCCCUUUGAAAACCCAGACAAGAGGAAUCUCGUCCGGGAAGUGUCUAUGAAGGAGGCGAAGGUUUUCAACCCCAGUGGUACUCUGCGAAUCACCGUGGUGGACUGCGGCAUCAAGUACAACCAGAUCCGCUGCCUGGCUCAGAGGGGGGCCCGUGUCACUGUGGUGCCCUGGGACCACCCGCUGGACUCUGCAGAUUUUGACGGUUUGUUCAUCAGUAACGGACCUGGAGAUCCUCAGCUCUGCCAGACCACCAUCAACAACAUCAGGAGGGUGGUGUGUGUCGACCGUCCCAAACCACUUUUCGGGAUCUGCCUAGGACACCAGCUGCUAUCCUUAGUCAUCAGAGCAAAGACCUACAAGAUGAAGUACGGUAACCGAGGCCACAACCAGCCGUGCAUCCAUAAAGGAACAGACCGCUGUUUCAUCACCAGUCAGAACCACGGCUUCGCUGUUGACCCUGACACCCUGCCUGCCGACUGGGACGUCCUGUUCACCAACGCCAACGACCACACUAAUGAGGGCAUCGUACACAACACAAAGCCCCUGUUCAGUGUUCAGUUCCACCCGGAGCACAUGGCCGGUCCCACAGACCUGGUCAGCCUGUUCGAUGUUUUCCUCGAUGUCGUCAGAGAGCACAAGAAUGGUAACAGUACUAGAUCAGUCAAACAGCGCCUGUUGGAACACCUCACCUACUCUGGUUCCCCAAAGCCUGAAGAGGUUUUCAGACCCAGGAAGGUCCUGAUUCUGGGUUCUGGAGGACUCUCCAUCGGUCAGGCAGGGGAGUUUGACUACUCUGGCUCUCAGGCCAUUAAAGCUCUGAAGGAGGAAAAUGUCCAAACUGUGCUGAUCAACCCUAACAUCGCCACUGUCCAGACCUCCAAGGGCCUGGCUGACAAAGUCUACUUCCUGCCCAUUACUCCAGAGUAUGUUACUCAGGUGAUAAAAAACGAGCGUCCAGACGGCGUUCUGCUAACGUUUGGUGGACAGACAGCUCUGAACUGUGGUGUGGAGCUGACCAAACUGGGCGUACUGGAGAAGUAUAAAGUUCGGGUUUUGGGGACGCCAGUGGCCUCUAUUGAAAUGACUGAGGACAGGAAGAUCUUUGUGGAGAAAAUGGAGGAAAUCAAUGAACAUGUUGCUCCAAGCGAAGCAGCACUUUCUGUGGAGCAGGCGGUGGCGGCUGCAGAGCGUCUGGGUUACCCUGUCCUGGUUCGGUCGGCAUUCGCUCUUGGUGGUCUCGGCUCUGGCUUCGCCAACAAUCGGGAGGAGCUGACCUCUCUGGUGACGUCAGCCUUCGCCCACACCUCUCAGGUUCUGGUGGACAAAUCCCUGAAAGGCUGGAAGGAGAUUGAGUACGAGGUGGUCCGAGACGCCUACGACAACUGUGUCACCGUCUGUAAUAUGGAGAAUAUAGACCCUCUGGGCAUCCAUACCGGGGAAUCCAUUGUGGUGGCGCCCAGUCAGACGCUCAAUGACUACGAGUACAACAUGUUGAGAAACACAGCCAUCAAAGUCAUCAGACACCUCGGCAUUGUGGGAGAGUGUAACAUCCAGUAUGCUCUCAACCCUGAGUCUGAACAGUAUUACAUCAUCGAGGUGAAUGCCCGUCUGUCGCGGAGUUCAGCUCUGGCCAGUAAAGCGACCGGUUACCCUUUGGCCUACGUGGCAGCUAAACUCGGCCUGGGGAUCCCACUGCCGCAGCUCAAGAACUCUGUCACCAACUCAACGACGGCCAACUUUGAGCCGAGUUUGGACUACUGCGUGGUGAAGGUACCUCGCUGGGAUCUCAGCAAGUUCCUCAGGGUCUCCACCAAGAUCGGCAGCUCCAUGAAGAGUGUCGGUGAGGUGAUGGCUAUUGGACGCAGCUUUGAGGAGGCCUUCCAGAAAGCUCUGAGGAUGGUGGAUGAGAACUGCGUCGGCUUUGAUCACACCAUCAAACCUGUCUCAGAAAAGGAGCUGCAGACUCCGACAGACAAGCGAAUCUUUGUUUUGGCGUCAGCGCUCAGAGCCGGAUACACGGUGGACCAGCUGUACGAGCUGACCAAGAUCGACCGCUGGUUCCUACAUAAGAUGAAAAACAUCACCGACCACGAGCACCUGCUGGAGACGUACAACCAGGAUGAGAGCGCCAUGCCUCCAGAGGUGAUGCGGAAAGCCAAGCAGCUCGGCUUCUCAGACAAACAAAUAGCAUUAGCAGUGCAGAGCACAGAGUUGGCUGUGAGAAAGCUCCGUCACGAUUGGUCGAUCCUACCUGUAGUGAAGCAGAUUGAUACGGUGGCGGCUGAAUGGCCCGCCUUCACCAACUACCUGUACCUGACCUACCACGGUACAGAGGACGACCUGAGCUUCAGCGAUCAGCACGUCAUGGUGAUCGGCUCGGGUGUGUAUCGCAUUGGCAGCAGCGUGGAGUUUGACUGGUGUGCAGUCGGCUGCAUCACAGAGCUCAGGAAGAUGGGUUAUAAGACCAUCAUGGUGAACUACAACCCGGAAACGGUCAGCACAGACUACGACAUGUGUGACCGCCUCUACUUUGACGAGAUCUCCUUUGAGGUGGUGAUGGAUAUUUACGAGAGGGAGAACCCAGAGGGUGUGAUCCUGUCUAUGGGAGGUCAGCUGCCCAACAACAUCGCCAUGUCGCUGCACCGUCAGCAGUGUCGCAUCCUGGGAACUUCACCGGAGUUCAUCGACUGUGCUGAGAACAGGUUCAAAUUCUCCCGAAUGCUGGACACUAUCAGCAUCAGUCAGCCUCAGUGGAAGGAGCUCUCAGACACGGAGUCUGCUGUGAAGUUCUGUGAGACGGUGGGUUAUCCCUGCCUGGUUCGUCCCUCAUAUGUCCUCAGCGGAGCAGCCAUGAAUGUGGCCUACAGCGACAGUGACCUCGAAAAGUACCUGAGCAACGCUGUAGCUGUGUCCAAGGAGCAUCCUGUUGUCAUCUCCAAAUUUAUACAGGAGGCUAAGGAGAUCGAUGUGGACGCUGUAGCAUGUGACGGGGUGGUGAUGGCCAUCGCGGUGUCUGAACACGUGGAAAAUGCCGGCGUUCAUUCCGGUGACGCCACACUGGUGACGCCUCCGCAAGAUCUCAACCAGAAAACCAUCGAGAGGAUCAAGAUGAUUGUUCAUGCGAUUGGCCAGGAGCUGCAGGUCACCGGACCCUUCAACCUCCAGCUGAUUGCAAAGGACGACCAGUUGAAGGUGAUCGAGUGCAACGUCCGAGUCUCCCGCUCCUUCCCUUUUAUAUCCAAGACACUGGGUGUGGACCUGGUUGCCUUGGCAACGCAGGCCAUUAUGGGGGAGGAAGUAGAGCCUGUGGGCUUGAUGAGAGGAAAAGGGAUUGUGGGAGUCAAGGUUCCUCAGUUUUCUUUCUCUCGACUGGCUGGAGCCGAUGUGGUGCUGGGAGUGGAGAUGACCAGUACUGGAGAAGUGGCCUGUUUUGGGGAGAAUCGAUACGAGGCUUAUCUUAAAGCCAUGUUGUCGACGGGUUUCAAGAUCCCAAAAAAGAACAUCCUGCUCUCAAUUGGCAGCUAUAAGAAUAAGAGUGAGCUGCUGCCCACAGUUCAGGCUCUGGAGACUCUGGGAUACGACCUGUACGCCAGCCUGGGCACCGCCGACUUCUACACUGAACAUGGAGUCAAGGUGACAGCGGUGGACUGGCCGUUUGAGGAGGAGGAGGACAGUGAAUGCCCCACCAAGGAGAAGCAGCGCAGCAUCAUGAACUACCUGGAGGAAAACCACUUCGACCUGGUCAUCAACCUGUCCAUGAGGAACAGCGGAGGGCGCCGUCUCUCCUCUUUCGUCACCAAAGGCUACAGGACGAGACGCAUGGCCAUCGACUACUCCGUCCCGCUCAUCAUCGACAUCAAAUGCACCAAGCUCUUUGUUCAGGCUCUUCGUCAGAUUGGUAGAAGUCCACCGGUGAAAACUCACAUCGACAGCAUGACGUCCCAGACUCUGGUCCGUCUGCCCGGUCUGAUUGACGUCCAUGUCCACCUGCGGGAACCUGGAGCCACCCAUAAGGAGGACUUUUCCUCUGGUACGGCAGCUGCUCUGGCUGGUGGAGUGACCAUGGUGUGUGCGAUGCCCAACACGUCUCCAGCCAUCACGGACGCCAACAACCUGGCCCUGGUGCAGAAGUUGGCCAAAGCAGGCUGCCGCUGCGACUACGCCUUGUAUGUGGGCGCUGCUUCAGACAACGCCGCUGUUCUGUCGUCCAUCGCUAACCAGGCUGUGGGAUUGAAAAUGUACCUGAACGAUACAUACUCCACCCUGAAGAUGGACAACGUGUCUCUGUGGAUGGAGCACUUUGAGAAAUGGCCCAAACAGAUGCCCAUUGUGGCUCAUGCAGAGAAGCAGACUGUGGCGGCCAUAUUGAUGGUGGCACAGCUUUACCAGCGACCAGUUCACAUCUGUCACGUGGCCAAGAAAGAGGAGAUCUUGAUCAUCCAAGCGGCCAAACAGAAAGGCAUCCAGGUGACGUGUGAGGUGGCUCCUCAUCACCUCUUCCUGUGUGAGGAAAACGUGCCAGAUAUUGGAGACGGUCGAGCACAGGUCCGUCCCAUGCUGGGGACACGCGAGGACAUGGAGGCACUCUGGGAAAACCUGGACAUCAUCGACUGUUUUGCAACAGAUCACGCUCCUCACUCUGUGGAGGAGAAGAACAGUGAGUGUCCUCCUCCCGGAUACCCUGGUCUAGAAACAAUGCUGCCUCUGCUGCUGACAGCGGUCAGCGAUGGACGUCUUACUCUGGAUGACAUUAUCAGGCGUCUUCAUGACAACCCACGGAAGAUCUUCAACCUUCCUGCUCAGGACAACACCUAUGUGGAGGUGGAUUUGGAGCAGGAGUGGGUUAUUCCACAGGCCAUGCAGUUCACCAAGUCAAAGUGGACGCCCUUCCAAGGUAUGAAGGUGAAGGGGAAAGUCCGCCGUGUGGUUCUACGAGGAGAAGUGGCCUACAUCGACGGCCAGGUGUUGGUUCCUCAUGGUUAUGGUGAAGAUGUGAAGACAUGGCCAACUCCAUCCGUCCAACAAGUCAAAGACAGCCCGAGGACCCCUGAACACCUACGUCGUACUCCUCCACGUGAUGCCACAGUCCGAAGUCGAGCUGCUAGCCCCCGACGCACCACAGCAGAGGGCCGAUACCUGCUGCCGCCUCGCGUCCACCGCUCCUCUGACCCAGGACUGCCACCAGAGAUGGUGAUGCUCCCUCCCUCCGGUGCUCCUGCAGGUGACGGUUACAGCCACCCUCCUCCUCUGUCCAGGCUGCUGUCUCCUCAGUCAGGAUCAGGACCAAUACCUGCCGGACAGGUGUCUCAUCUCCAGACCUCUCCUCUGCUGCACCCACUAGUGGGACAACACAUCCUUAGUGUCAGGCAGUUCAGCAAAGAGCAGAUUUCCCACCUUUUCAAUGUUGCCCACACGCUGCGUUUGAUGGUUCAGAAGGAGCGGAGUCUGGACAUCCUGAAGGGGAGGGUGAUGGCGUCCAUGUUCUAUGAGGUCAGCACUCGCACCAGCAGCUCCUUCGCGGCGGCCAUGCAGCGUCUGGGAGGCUCGGUCGUCCAUUUCAGCGAAUCCACCUCGUCCACACAGAAAGGGGAAUCUCUGGCCGACUCGGUCCAGACUAUGAGCUGCUACGCCGAUGUACUCGUGCUCCGACACCCGACACCCGGAGCUGUGGAGAGUGCCUCACGUCAUUGCCGUAAACCAGUGAUCAAUGCUGGAGAUGGUGUCGGGGAGCAUCCGACUCAGGCCCUGUUGGACGUCUUCACCAUCAGAGAAGAGCUGGGGACAGUUAACGGCAUGACGAUAACCAUGGUUGGCGACCUCAAACACGGCCGCACGGUCCAUUCCCUGGCCAAACUGCUGACUCAGUACCGCAUCACUCUGCGCUACGUGGCUCCUAAAAACCUCCACAUGCCAGCGGAGAUCAUCAGCUAUGUGGCUUCAAAGGGCAUCAAGCAGGAGGAGUUUGAGAGCAUUGAGGAGGCUCUGCCAGACACUGAUGUCCUCUACAUGACGAGGAUCCAGAAGGAGAGAUUUGCAUCUGAGGAGGAGUACAAGGCUUGUUUUGGGCAGUUCAUCCUCACUCCUCACAUCAUGACUGCAGCCAAACAGAAGAUGGUCGUCAUGCAUCCACUGCCUCGAGUCAAUGAGAUCAGUGCGGAGGUGGAUACAGACCCAAGAGCAGCCUACUUCCGUCAGGCGGAGAAUGGCAUGUACAUCCGCAUGGCGCUGCUGGCCACCGUACUCGGCAGAUAGAUGAGCGGAUUUGUGAUGAUCAAUUUGAGAUGCAGUACAUUUUAAAAUGGGUCAGGACUUAAACUGAGUUACGUAGAGAUGAUAAAACACUGCUGUUAACGCACAGACCACAGGUUUUUUUGUCAUUUAACACAUUCCAUUCAUUCUUGUCAACUGUAGUAUUUUUAUUGCCUUAAAACUGAAAACCUACCAUUAAAUAGUUUGUGAUAAAGGGACCAGUAAGUAUCUGUUUUACUGUGAAUGGAGAAGCUUGGAAAGGGCAUUAAAUGAAUAAUUCUAAUGGGACCAUGGUGUGUUGAUAUUAAAGAUGCCGUUUUGUCAGAAACUCUUUAAAGGGACCUUUAAGGAUGUUUGAAAGUAGAAGAAUGCUGCUUCUUUAUUGAGUGUUUUCCUUUUGAUCACAAAUUCUUCUGGAUGUCCUGUUUAUCUGUCUUGCAUAAUAAUACUUAAUGUGUGUCCUUAAUUCAUGGAAAAUGGAAACUCCUUUGUUUUGUUUUUUUUACACAGAUGUCAGAAAAGCAUUGAUGGACUACUUUGUACUGAUAAAUAAAUAAUGAACAAUUA